CAGACGGGUAGAGAGCAGAGGAGCACGGCGGCAACAGCGCGGUUCCUCUCCUCAUCUCGCGAGCCAUGAGGUCGUCGGCAGCCGACUCUGACUCCGACUCCGACUCCGUCACCGACCCACCAGCGUCAGCGUCAGCGUCUGCAUCAUCCCCGCCACCGAGUUGUUCAGACUUGGGCGAAAUCGAAUGCAGCCGCAGCCGCCUCGGUUAAUGCUGCGAGUGUGUGCGUCGCCCAAAUGGAUGCUGCCGAGGCCGAGGCCGCUGCAUCAUCGACGACAACAUCUCCAUCGCGCGACGACGCCGCCGCGACACGACUCCUAGUGACAGUGCCAUGUGCCCUGUGAGUGACUACUACUCGACGACGAGGUGAUCCACCGCGAUGGCCAUCAACUUCUCCGCGUCCUUCGCGGCUUGUCUGGCCGCCGGACUCAAGGUGCCAAGACAGAUCAUGUACUGCAUCUCUCAAGACACGGCCGCUCCUUACGUCCUGUACAAAGAUGGAAUGGACCAAACUCGAAGUCAGUGGGGUGCCCAAGAUGCAUAUCCGCCACCACAGCAAGGCACUUCCGGUGCAGGCAGUCCCCAACAAGCCUGUGGUCCUACUGUACCCCUUGGAGUCGAAGCCGACGCCGUUCCUCCCAGAGACCAAAGUUUACCUUCUCCUGCUCCUUCCCCCUAUCCUGCCACUCAAGCCGAACCCCGUGAAGACGACAUCCAACCCGAACAACCGACAAUGGACAUAGAACCAAGACCGGCGUCGCAGUGCUUUCCCACCGAUCUCCAACAACAACAAGCCUACCAACAGUAUGCUAGAGCACCACCACCUGCAGCACCGCCUCCCGUUCCUCCACAUAUGCUAGGAGCUGGGAGUUUCUCAGCGCUUCAUUAUCUCAAACAGCCCGGUGUCAUGCUAACCAGUCUUGGAGCGGAAGGGAACGGCCAACUCGACCAGUACUCCGGCGCCAUGCAGGACUUGCGUUCGGCCAGCCUCCCGGACGUGAUUCAGCAGCAGCAACAGCAACAAGGCUUGAAGCAGAGCAAAAACGGUCUCGGUGGCGAACUGCGACUAUUCAAGUGUUUGACAUGCGGCAAAGACUUUAAGCAGAAAUCGACUCUUCUGCAGCACGAGCGCAUCCACACGGACAGCAGACCAUAUGGGUGUCCGGAGUGCGGGAAGCGCUUUCGGCAACAAAGCCAUCUAACCCAACACCUCCGCAUCCACGCCAACGAGAAGCCCUACGCUUGCGUUUACUGCGAACGCACCUUCAGACAGAGGGCCAUCCUCAACCAGCAUCUGCGAAUCCAUUCCGGUGAGAAGCCCUAUGAAUGCCCGGAGUGCGGGAAACACUUCCGCCAGAAGGCCAUCCUCAACCAGCACGUCCGCACACACCAAGACGUGAGCCCCCAUUUGGUGUUCAAAAACGGCAUGAACCCGACCCUUUGGCCGCAAGACGUCCCUUUCCCCCCCGACGAGGGCAAGGAGGAGGUAGCGUCGACGUACGGCGACGGCGACACCAACUCCCAAAACGACCGCUCCGGGUGCUUCUCCCCCAACGGAGUUUCCGGGAACCUCCAAUACCCCGCGUACUUUAAAGACGCCAAAGGCAUGAACCAUUCGGUUUUCGGGUCGAGUACGAACUUUGGUGCGUUGCAGUACCUCAAACAGCAGCAAGCCGGAAAGGUUCUACCGGAUGUCAUACAACAUGGACGCUCGGCGGGGAUGCCCCUGUAUGUGCGGUGUCCGAUUUGCCAAAAGGAGUUCAAACAGAAGUCCACUUUGCUGCAACAUGGGUGUAUACAUAUCGAGUCCAGGCCGUAUCCCUGUCCAGAAUGCGGGAAGAGGUUCCGACAACAGUCCCAUCUUACGCAACAUUUGAGGAUUCAUACCAACGAAAAACCAUAUGGGUGCGUCUAUUGUGGGAGGAAUUUUAGACAGAGGACCAUUUUGAAUCAGCAUUUGAGGAUACACACCGGGGAAAAGCCCUACAAGUGUGGACAGUGCGGGAAGGACUUCAGGCAGAAGGCCAUCCUGGAUCAGCACACGAGGACGCAUCAAGGUGACAGACCGUUCUGUUGCCCGAUGCCCAACUGCCGUCGGCGCUUCGCCACCGAGCCCGAGGUGAAGAAGCACAUCGACAACCACAUGAACCCCCACGCGGCGAAAACGCGUCGGGACUCCACCGGUUCCGAUGGCAAAUUAACAGCAAACGGUAUGCUACCCCGCGGCCUCACCCCCACGACGGUGGUCAAACCCGAGCUGUACUUCCCGCAGUGUUACGCCCCCAGCUUUAACCCUCCAACGAGCGUAGCCCAGUUUCAGGCUACCAACCCGGAAUUCAAGCCGCCCAAUGCUUUGCCGACCCAGUGACUAACGGCGAGCUGGCAACUGGGUCCGUGUAUUGGGUGACCCUUUGCCAGUCUAUGGACUGAACCCGACACUUAGUUGCAAGCUUAACGGACUCAUCCUAUAGUUAAGUUAUAUAUUUAUUGGUGAUUUCAAUGAAAUAUCCACGGGGUAUUUUGCUGAGUGAUUAUCACAUGGUGCUGAGAACCACUACACUGGUUCACUGUAACAUACGGAAUGUAGCACUUAACGCGAUAAGUAUACAUACUAUAAAUAUAAAUGUAAAAGUAUUUUAAAUUUUAUCCAGACGUGUCCUGUUCACAUAGUGGCAAUACUUUAAGAACAAAGUACUUUUUAAGAACGCGAGGCUGAGACCUGGCCAACGACAAAUAAUGACAUUUGAAAUGUCAAAUUGUGGUUAGGUCACAUGUUAGAAAACAAUCAACCAAUCAUGAAACUUGAAUUUUUUUCAAUUAAAAAGAGAGCGCACGAUGUGUGAUUUUUGAGCUUGAUUUCGGGCCCUUGUGGCUUUUUUGCUCACUAAAUCGGCUUAAACGGAAGAGUUUUGAUUCAAUUUUCGUUUUUCAUCGCCUUUUAGCACCCACACUUAACCGUUUAAGUGGAGUAGAUCCUGCAAAAUCACGACAAAGACAGACAUAUUGAAAAACAAUGUGUCAAUUGACACAAUAAAUCACUCGUUCCCAGCUCUCAGUCUAGUGUAACUUUAUUGUUGUAGUUAGAUUUUACUCUUAUGUGAUCUCUUUAAUGUAAAUUGGCAAGAGAGAAUUAUAGAACUGUUUGACGGGUUCUAACAGUUUUGCGCAACGUAAAUCCUCUUCACUUCUCCAUCAACAGAAAAAUUUCGUUCAAGUGAUUUUUUUACAGAUUUAAAUGUUAUAAACACACUAAUAAUAGGGGUGAUGGUGUGAAAAAUCAUUCUUUAUAUUAUCUACAGUUUUUAUAAACAUAUACAUUAAGAGGUGAAACUUUUUAUAAACGGUCUACACACCUUUGCACAAACAGAAGUCGAAUUGUGGUUAGGUUUGUCCGCGAUGAGGUGCACCGCGUGACCAAAAAGCACUGUUUCAGUUGGCAACAAUGCGUCUUGAUCACGUGGUGCAAAUUUUAGAAUUUAGGCCCCGUCAAAGCUAUUGUAAUGAACUAAUGACCAAAUCGUUUUUUGUAAAUGUAUUUGUUUAUAUAGAUUAUUUGUAUACGAUUACUUUAGUGAAAAAGAUAUAUUGAACUGUUUAGGAUUUGAAAGUGGUGUGCAGGCCUACCUUUUUUCACUUUGAUCACGGCUGUAGCAGCCGAUUUUGUUGAGCUACAAGACUUAUAUAAAACGUGAUAGCAUUUAAUUAGUUGUAAGCCUUUUUAUGUAUAUAAUUCAAUUUUUAAAUCAUUUUUACUCAAAUGUGUAAUAAUGUAAAGAGAUAAGACGAGAUUAAGUGAUUGUGUGAUAUCCCAGUUGGGUCACUUUCUAUACUCUACCGUUUUUCAAACUGACUCUGCUUCAAAUCAACUUCAUCAGCGGCAAGACUGACACCAAAGACUUUGAAAUAAUUUCGGUUUGCAAUUAAUAUUUGAGUUGGACGUGUCUCAGCAUUCCCAAACCAUUCCAUUUGUUCCAUUUGUCAGUUUGAAAAACGGUUAAAAAGUCGAAAUUUUCAUUUGCCGGCGUGCAACUGCAAUAAUUUAACUUCCAUUUCGAUAGUUACGUAGUUUAACUACUCUAAAAUACUCAUAUAUGUAGUAAUAAGGAAUAUUGUACUAAGUGCAGCUAAAUCCGUGUUUGCUAAUUUUAGUAAACUGAGAUCUCUUAGAGUGGAAAUGGUGUAAAACUAUUUGUUAAGUGCCAUAGUCUAUAACUAUUGUAAGGGUUUUUGUUAUGUUUUGUUACACUGCAUUUUAGUAUUUUCGCGACUCACUCUACAGUGUUUCUUUUUUUUUAAAGUUUAUAGUGAGACUGAGGUGAGAAACAUCAUCGUUUUAAUUCGCUAAGGGUUUGUCAAUUUGCCAAGUGAUAUUUACUUAGAGAAUCAAAAUUUAAAUCAGUAGGAUCAGAAAACCAACCAAAAGACUGGGAUAUUAAUGAACAGGGUUUUUUAAAUUGUCUUGUAAAUGUUUUUAGUUAGUCAGAGUGUUUGGACAAUUGGUGUCUUCAAAACGCCCGCAUUUCUGUUCGUAAGACAAUCUUUAAAGAAUCAAAUGCUGUGUUUAUCUUAUAGGUUUUGUUUUUGAUUUAUUUCUUUUCAAGUAUUAUUCGGUUUGAUGAUCUAUAAGAUAAACAUGAAGUACUCAAAAGUUUAUCCAGUGGUAUAUAUGUGUUUAUAAAUCGGAACUAUUUUGCGUCCAACGUACUUUGAAUAAGAGAAUCAUUUCAAUUUUUUUACUACAGCUACUCAACAGUAACCUCAAUAAUGCCAUUACACAAUGACAGUUACUAAAUGCUCAACCAAUGUACAAUAGUCGUAUUUUUUUUAAACACAUGCAAUACAAGUAUUUGCUCAAAAGUACAAAUACUGUAAAUAAUAGAUACCGGAAUUGUUUUAUAUUAUAAAUAUUAUAUUCUAAUAGAAAUAUAUGAAUUGAUUCUCUUUGUAUUGCAUAUUAAAUAAAUAUGAAUGUAUUUGUUAAACCCAAA
Molecule: messenger RNA, 4986 nt
Organism: Tribolium madens (black flour beetle)
Lineage: Eukaryota; Metazoa; Arthropoda; Insecta; Coleoptera; Tenebrionidae
Gene: jim
Product: zinc finger protein 502
Exons: 5
Coding region: 378-2366 (662 amino acids)
Biological process (GO): regulation of transcription by RNA polymerase II
Molecular function (GO): RNA polymerase II cis-regulatory region sequence-specific DNA binding; DNA-binding transcription factor activity, RNA polymerase II-specific
Source: RefSeq, a predicted model, not a curated record